Limulus polyphemus (Atlantic horseshoe crab) is the source of this 1539-nucleotide messenger RNA. RefSeq names its product protein APCDD1-like. Lineage: Eukaryota; Metazoa; Arthropoda; Merostomata; Xiphosura; Limulidae. The record is from RefSeq and is a predicted model, not a curated record. Gene Ontology annotation, cellular component: plasma membrane. Bases 1 to 1329 code for a protein of 442 amino acids. Gene Ontology annotation, biological process: negative regulation of Wnt signaling pathway. The transcript is spliced from 3 exons. Gene Ontology annotation, molecular function: Wnt-protein binding.
AUGGUAGAAAGCUGGUUUUUAAAUAACAACACAUUUCUUCUGGAGCAAUUUUACUAUCUUGACGAUUCCUGCACGUUACCGGCUUUUUUCAUCUCCGCGUGGGGUCAUUUCCAAUUUGCACAACCAUCAUGGAUAGUUCCAGGAGGAAUGGAAACAGAAUAUGUUACUCAACGUAUGUACCUUGUGCCCUACAGUAACGAUAUGGCGCAUAAUCUUGAACAUAGAAUCAACAGGUCGUGUCCAGGCUUUGUUAAGAAACCUUGGAGAUCCUACAAGAAAUACCUCGUGUAUAGCUACAUCGAAAUUAAUCAUCACAGUAAAGGAAAUGACGUCAUAGAAGUGGUUGAAGAUAUUGACUGCUUGAUGUCCUUGCACGUUAGCCUCAACGAGCUACAACUGAUGCGUGUAGAACAUAGAAAACCUUUUCACCAUCGACAUCGACCGAGAAACAUGCGUACUGAACUGUUUCUAGGCGACAUUCACACUCGAUACCACCAGAGGGAGCGAUAUCGUCCUACUAGCUACCAACCACCCCUUUUGAAAACAGAGAGUCGUGGAUGUCACAUAUGUCAUCUCGUAGCCAAAUCCAACCAUUUCUCACCUCCCCAGCUGCCAGCUCGUGCUAAGUUUCCUGUGUAUAUGGCGGGGGAAUGGAUUAGUACACGAUGUGAGGUCAGACCUCUUGGAAUGUUUGUGACUAGGCGGAUGAAAUUUUUUAACUUCAACCAAAGCUGGCAUGGCGUCUAUAAGUACUUCAAAGAUCCCAACUGUCAGGUUUCCCUGUUUGUUUUAGUAGCAGAGGGAGAGUUUCGUCCAAGAAGACCAUCGCUGCACUUCAGAGGGAGUACGAAUUACGACUUCAUAGUUGAGAAAGCGUCGAUAACGCCACUUGACCAACUGUUUGUCAAUAACUUAAACGGACACAAAGCAGACCAUUGUGGCCUUGUAGAUUCGUGGCGAAUAAAUGUAUCACAGGAUGUGACAUCAUCCGGAGGCUGUGAUGGAAUUGGGUUAGCAGUACCAAGUACAGCAUUCGACGUAGUUCGAACAGACAUUGACCAUCAUGGUAACUCUCUACUUUACUUGGGAGAAAUAGAUACCGAAAAUAUUCCCGCCACUCCAGACAGAAGGCCAACUUCUUAUCAAAUUCCUUUAAUUCAGUGCAGAGCAUUUUCAGACUAUCCUGGACGAAAUGAGCUUUUUCCUUUGCGUCAAACUCAGAAUGCCAUAUUUAACAGCGGUAGAAUUUCAGUAUUGUUAGAGGGUAGCAUUAUAGUGACAUCAGUAUUGUGCAUUGUAAGUUCCAACUACGCGGUCAUGGUUACAUGAAGAUUUACAUGAGCGGUAGAGACUUAGAACUUAUUUACGUGUGACACCAAGAUCCUAUAAGUAAAAAUAACUGAAAAAACUGAGCAGGUUGUGUUUUCCUUUUCAAGUGGUAUCUUAUAUAUAUAUAUAUUGUAUUGUGAGAAUUAUAAAAAAAUAAGCAUUUUUUUUCGGUUCGAAUGCUAAAACUGAGUGUGCCAUAUUUAUCCAUUA